Dipodomys spectabilis (banner-tailed kangaroo rat) is the source of this 2881-nucleotide messenger RNA. It is a transcript of the gene Gria4, whose product is annotated as glutamate ionotropic receptor AMPA type subunit 4. The record is from RefSeq and is a predicted model, not a curated record. Gene Ontology annotation, cellular component: postsynaptic membrane; plasma membrane; dendritic spine. The transcript is spliced from 16 exons. Gene Ontology annotation, molecular function: AMPA glutamate receptor activity; transmitter-gated monoatomic ion channel activity involved in regulation of postsynaptic membrane potential. Bases 107 to 2815 code for a protein of 902 amino acids. Lineage: Eukaryota; Metazoa; Chordata; Mammalia; Rodentia; Heteromyidae. Gene Ontology annotation, biological process: synaptic transmission, glutamatergic; modulation of chemical synaptic transmission; monoatomic ion transport.
CGCCAGCGUCUCCCAUGCCUGGGCCGAGCCCCCUUUAGGAAGAGUGUGAGAGCGAGCGGGCGAGAGAGAGCGAGAGAGCGCGCGCCAGGGAGAGGAGAGCAGGAAGAUGAGGAUUAUUUGCAGACAAAUUGUCUUGUUGUUUUCUGGAUUCUGGGGACUCGUCAUGGGAGCCUUUCCAAGCAGCGUCCAAAUAGGUGGUCUCUUCAUCCGAAACACAGAUCAGGAAUACACUGCUUUUCGAUUAGCAAUUUUUCUUCAUAACACCAGCCCCAAUGCGUCAGAAGCUCCUUUUAAUUUGGUACCUCACGUGGACAACAUCGAGACAGCCAACAGUUUUGCCGUGACAAAUGCCUUUUGUUCCCAGUAUUCCAGAGGAGUCUUCGCAAUCUUUGGACUCUAUGAUAAGAGGUCAGUGCAUACCCUGACCUCGUUCUGCAGCGCCUUACACAUCUCCCUCAUCACACCGAGUUUUCCCACCGAGGGGGAGAGCCAGUUCGUGCUGCAGCUGAGGCCUUCCUUACGAGGGGCCCUCCUGAGUCUGCUGGACCAUUACGAAUGGAACUGUUUCGUCUUCCUGUACGACACAGACAGGGGAUACUCCAUACUUCAAGCUAUUAUGGAAAAAGCAGGACAAAAUGGUUGGCAUGUCAGCGCUAUAUGUGUGGAAAAUUUUAAUGAUGUCAGCUAUCGACAGCUUCUAGAAGAACUUGACAGAAGACAAGAGAAGAAAUUUGUAAUAGACUGUGAGAUAGAGAGGCUUCAAAACAUAUUAGAACAGAUUGUGAGUGUUGGAAAGCAUGUUAAAGGCUACCAUUAUAUCAUUGCCAAUUUGGGAUUCAAGGACAUUUCUCUGGAGAGGUUCAUCCAUGGUGGAGCUAAUGUUACAGGAUUCCAGUUGGUAGAUUUUAAUACACCUAUGGUAACCAAGUUGAUGGAUCGCUGGAAGAAACUAGAUCAGAGAGAGUAUCCAGGAUCCGAGACCCCGCCGAAGUACACCUCUGCCCUGACUUACGAUGGAGUCCUGGUAAUGGCUGAGACCUUCCGAAGCCUUCGAAGGCAGAAGAUCGACAUUUCAAGGAGAGGAAAUGCUGGGGAUUGUCUGGCGAACCCUGCUGCUCCAUGGGGCCAAGGAAUUGACAUGGAGAGGACACUCAAGCAGGUGCGGAUUCAAGGGCUGACUGGCAAUGUCCAGUUUGACCACUAUGGACGUAGAGUCAACUACACGAUGGAUGUGUUUGAGCUAAAGAGCACAGGGCCGCGAAAGGUGGGUUACUGGAAUGAUAUGGAUAAACUGGUCUUGAUUCAAGAUGUACCCACGCUGGGCAAUGACACAGCAGCCAUUGAGAACAGAACAGUUGUUGUAACCACAAUCAUGGAAUCCCCCUAUGUUAUGUACAAGAAAAAUCACGAAAUGUUUGAAGGAAACGACAAGUAUGAAGGAUACUGUGUGGACUUGGCAUCUGAAAUUGCAAAGCAUAUUGGUAUCAAGUAUAAAAUUGCCAUUGUCCCAGACGGAAAAUAUGGAGCAAGGGAUGCAGAUACCAAAAUCUGGAAUGGGAUGGUAGGAGAGCUUGUUUACGGGAAAGCAGAGAUUGCGAUUGCCCCUCUGACGAUCACUUUGGUACGGGAAGAGGUCAUUGACUUCUCUAAGCCCUUCAUGAGUUUGGGCAUCUCUAUCAUGAUCAAAAAGCCCCAGAAAUCUAAACCAGGAGUGUUUUCCUUCUUGGAUCCUCUGGCCUAUGAGAUCUGGAUGUGCAUAGUCUUUGCCUACAUUGGUGUCAGCGUGGUCUUGUUCCUAGUUAGUAGGUUCAGCCCUUAUGAGUGGCACACGGAAGAGCCGGAAGACGGAAAGGAGGGACCUAGCGACCAGCCUCCCAAUGAGUUUGGCAUUUUCAAUAGCCUGUGGUUUUCCCUGGGUGCUUUUAUGCAACAAGGAUGUGACAUUUCACCCAGAUCCCUUUCAGGUCGAAUUGUUGGUGGUGUGUGGUGGUUCUUUACCCUCAUCAUAAUAUCCUCGUAUACUGCUAACCUGGCUGCUUUCCUGACGGUUGAGCGAAUGGUCUCCCCCAUAGAAAGUGCAGAAGACUUGGCAAAACAAACAGAAAUUGCUUAUGGAACACUGGAUUCAGGAUCCACAAAAGAAUUCUUCAGAAGAUCAAAAAUAGCAGUGUACGAAAAGAUGUGGACGUACAUGCGAUCGGCAGAGCCAUCGGUGUUCACUAGGACUACAGCUGAGGGUGUGGCUCGUGUCCGCAAAUCCAAGGGCAAAUUUGCCUUUCUGCUGGAGUCCACUAUGAACGAAUACAUUGAGCAGCGAAAGCCGUGUGACACCAUGAAAGUGGGAGGAAAUCUGGAUUCUAAAGGCUAUGGAGUAGCAACGCCCAAGGGCUCCUCAUUAAGAACUCCUGUAAACCUUGCCGUUUUGAAACUCAGUGAGGCAGGCGUCUUAGACAAGCUGAAAAACAAAUGGUGGUACGAUAAAGGUGAAUGUGGACCCAAGGACUCGGGAAGCAAGGACAAGACGAGUGCCUUGAGCCUGAGCAACGUAGCAGGCGUCUUCUACAUUCUGGUUGGCGGCUUGGGCUUGGCAAUGCUGGUGGCUUUGAUAGAGUUCUGUUACAAGUCCAGGGCCGAGGCGAAGAAAAUGAAGCUGACCUUUUCUGAAGCCAUAAGAAACAAAGCCAGGUUAUCCAUCACUGGGAGCGUGGGAGAAAACGGCCGAGUCCUGACGCCCGACUGCCCAAAGGCCGUCCACACUGGAACUGCAAUUAGACAGAGUUCAGGAUUGGCUGUCAUUGCAUCGGACCUACCAUAAAAACCAAAAACAUAAUUGAGUGCCUUAAUUAAACUGUGUUGAUGAUGACUGAUGGAAACGCAGCCC